Polyodon spathula (Mississippi paddlefish) is the source of this 3421-nucleotide messenger RNA. RefSeq names its product Sec23 homolog A, coat complex II component (gene sec23a). Bases 130 to 2427 code for a protein of 765 amino acids. The record is from RefSeq and is a predicted model, not a curated record. NCBI's taxonomy places the organism in Eukaryota, Metazoa, Chordata, Actinopteri, Acipenseriformes, Polyodontidae. The transcript has 20 exons. Gene Ontology annotation, molecular function: GTPase activator activity; zinc ion binding. Gene Ontology annotation, cellular component: endoplasmic reticulum exit site; COPII vesicle coat. Gene Ontology annotation, biological process: COPII-coated vesicle budding; COPII-coated vesicle cargo loading; endoplasmic reticulum to Golgi vesicle-mediated transport.
UUUACACAACUGUUCUGAAAAGCAAAAGCUUUUAUCUUAAAAAAAAAAAAAAAAAACUAACAGUGGAUGAUAAAGGGUUUGUUGGACAUUAAUCAAACGAGUUGGGAGAUCUAACGUAGUAAGGAAACUAUGGCAACCUUCCAGGAGUUCAUUCAGCAGAAUGAGGACCGGGAUGGGGUUCGGUUUAGCUGGAAUGUUUGGCCGUCAAGCCGCUUGGAAGCCACGAGAAUGGUGGUCCCCGUGUCGACCCUGUUCACACCAUUAAAGGAACGGCCUGAUUUACCACCCAUUCAAUAUGAACCAGUCCUGUGUAGCAGGGCGACUUGCAGAGCAGUUUUAAAUCCCUUAUGUCAAGUGGAUUAUAAAGCAAAGCUGUGGGCUUGUAAUUUCUGUUAUCAGAGAAAUCAGUUUCCACCUACGUACGCUGGGAUUUCAGAGAUGAACCAGCCAGCUGAGCUUCUUCCUCAGUUUUCCACAAUUGAAUAUGUAGUACAGCGUGGCCCUCAGAUGCCUUUAAUUUUUCUGUAUGUUGUUGAUACCUGUAUGGAAGAUGAGGAUUUACAGGCACUCAAAGAGUCUUUGCAGAUGUCCCUCAGUCUUCUACCCCCGACUGCUUUGGUGGGACUUAUUACCUUUGGAAGAAUGGUACAGGUCCAUGAACUAGGUUGUGAAGGAAUUUCUAAGAGUUACGUUUUCAGAGGAACAAAAGAUCUAAGUGCUAAACAACUCCAGGAAAUGCUGGGCUUGACUAAACCAGCUUCAACACAGGCAGGUCGAGGACCUCAGGUUCAACAGCCACCCCCCUCCAACAGAUUUUUGCAGCCUGUGCAAAAAAUUGACAUGAAUUUAACAGACCUUUUGGGAGAGCUGCAGCGCGAUCCAUGGCCAGUAACACAAGGCAAAAGACCCUUGCGAUCUUUAGGGGUCGCUCUUUCCAUUGCUGUUGGCUUGCUGGAGUGUACAUUCCCCAACACCGGAGCUCGCAUCAUGACCUUCAUAGGAGGACCAGCCACUCAGGGACCUGGAAUGGUUGUUGGUGAUGAACUGAAAACGCCCAUACGGUCCUGGCAUGACAUUGAAAAAGAUAAUGCAAAGUUCAUGAAGAAAGGAACAAAGCACUAUGAGUCACUGGCCAGUCGAGCCUCUACAAGUGGACAUAUAAUUGACAUCUAUGCUUGUGCACUGGAUCAAACUGGGCUACUUGAGAUGAAAUGCUGUUCCAAUCACACAGGGGGCUAUAUGGUAAUGGCAGACUCCUUUAACACAUCUUUGUUCAAGCAAACGUUUCAGAGAGUUUUUACCAAAGAUGUUCAGGGCGUUUUUAAAAUGGCUUUUGGAGGCACAUUGGAAAUAAAGACUUCAAGGGAAAUCAAGAUUUCUGGAGCAAUUGGCCCCUGUGUGUCACUCGGUGCCAAAGGACCCUGUGUAUCAGAAAAUGAGAUAGGAACAGGUGGCACUUGCCAGUGGAAGAUCUGUGGUCUUGAUCACAACUCAACCCUGGCAAUAUAUUUUGAGGUGGUGAACCAGCAUAACGCACCAAUACCUCAGGGUGGACGUGGUGCUGUCCAGUUCGUGACUCAGUAUCAACAUUCCAGUGGACAAAGACGCAUUCGAGUCACCACAAUUGCAAGAAAUUGGGCAGAUGCACAGACACAGAUACAGAGCAUUGCUGCAUCAUUUGAUCAGGAAGCCUCUGCCAUCCUUAUGGCCAGACUGGCAGUUUACAGAGCUGAGACAGAAGAAGGACCAGAUGUGUUGCGCUGGUUAGACAGGCAGCUUAUUCGGCUGUGCCAGAAAUUUGGAGAUUACCAUAAGGACGAUCCCACUUCCUUUAGAUUCUCAGAAACGUUCUCACUUUAUCCCCAGUUCAUGUUUCAUCUGAGAAGAUCACCAUUUUUGCAAGUUUUUAAUAACAGUCCUGACGAGAGCUCAUAUUAUCGACAUCAGUUUAUGCGGCAAGACCUCACACAGUCACUCAUCAUGAUCCAGCCUAUCCUGUAUGCCUAUUCUUUCAGUGGACCUCCAGAGCCGGUUCUUUUAGACAGCAGCAGCAUUCUGCCGGAUCGCAUUCUGCUGAUGGACACGUUCUUUCAAAUCCUUAUAUACCAUGGAGAGACUAUCGCCCAAUGGCGCAAGGCUGGAUAUCAAGAGAUGACAGAAUAUGAAAACUUCCGACACCUGCUUCAAGCUCCAGUCGAUGAUGCUCAAGAGAUUCUUCAUAGUCGUUUCCCAAUGCCCAGAUAUAUAGACACUGAGCAUGGAGGCAGCCAGGCUAGAUUUCUUUUAUCUAAAGUAAACCCUUCUCAGACACACAACAACAUGUAUGCAUGGGGCCAGGAAUCUGGAGCACCAAUCCUUACUGAUGAUGUCAGCUUGCAGGUGUUUAUGGAUCAUUUAAAGAAACUUGCUGUUUCCAGUGCCGCUUAAGCCCAGCUUGUUAAUAAGGUGAUAGACGUAGAUGACUUGAUGCUUCAUGUUAUCUCUGUUGCAUUGGGUUAUAGAAAGCCAAUACAGUAUGGUUUAUGCAGAAAAUAAACUUUUGAUGGAAACACUACUGUUGGCUAAAUAGUUUUUACCAUGCAUAUUCAAAUAAACUACAGCUUGUACUACAGCUGAUAAAAUGUGAAAAAUUUUAGUUUUCUUUUAUUGUGAGAUAAAUAUAAUACGAGAUGAAAGACGGGCAACUUACCUGUGACCCGCCACAGAUUUUCUUUACUUUCCCUUCCGUUUAGUCAAUGUACUUUAUUGAAUGACUUGAUUCUUUAUGAAAAGUCACUCUUAUAAACAUUGGAAUACAGGCAUGACAGGGUACGUGACAAAAAACAUGUUAUAUUGGACCUGGCCAAUGUAAGUGAGGGGUGUUUUGGGUACAGUCACAACAGGCUUCUGUUGUUUACAUGUAUAUGCCUGUUCUCUGUAUUGGCUCUUUUAAACAAGAGGGAUUUAAGUACAGAUUACCCUGUGUCUAGCUAUUAAUUACUGUUGUUUUUAAAUGCAUGUUUUCAAAGCUUUUCAUCGAAUUUGUAUUUGUAAACAGUAAUGCAGUUGAAUUUGCUCAUAAUACCAAAAAUAAACUGAAGGUGAUGAUUAUCAUUUUGUGGAUGAAUAAAACGGCAGGAAAGAUUAAGUGUAACCAGAAGAACAUUUAUCAGAAAAUGCUGGUGUUCCUUAUUUUUGCUACUUUAUAGUAAAUUGCAAUUUCCAAAGUGAAAUGUGAAAUUUCUUGUCAAUGUAAAACUGCCUAUCCAUAUUGCUUAUAUUACUAUCAGAGGAUGUACCGCCCUGAACAAUCAAACACUAAUGUUUAGAGUAGGGUUUUGAAGGCCUUCCUUUCUUCAGUUAGAUUUUUUUAAUGAAUUGAAUGCCUUGUUUGUAAACAGUAUUGCAUAUUUAAUAUUUCUAAUAAACCUGAUCCUUUAUA